GGUACGCGCACGCCCGCGGUCGCGUGCGUCACAACCAGGACGCGUGCCCCGCCGGUCAAGCUCGCCUGCCCGUCGGUCCCCGCGGCGGCGGCGGCUGCCCAGUGACAGCGGCUGCGGUGCCAGGCCGGCCGUGGUAGCGUAGGGUUGCGCGGCCCAGAAUCUCAGAGCCGGCCAAAGAGCGGCGCGACGUGAGGAAGGCCGAGCCGGGGCCGCGCGGGAAGAGACCUCGCGGGCGCAGAGCGAAAGGCCGGCGUGAGUGAGCGCGGAGACAGUGGCCGCCGGCGGCCCAACCCGUCUAUCCCCUCGGCCGCCGCCGGCAUGAGCCACAUCCAGAUCCCGCCGGGGCUCACGGAGCUGCUGCAGGGCUACACGGUGGAGGUGCUGCGACAGCAGCCGCCUGACCUCGUCGAAUUCGCUGUGGACUACUUUACCCGCCUGCGCGAGGCCCGCGCCCCAGCUUCAGUCCUGCCCGCCGCCACCCCACGCCAGAGCCCGGGACACCCCGCGCCAGAACCCGGCCCGGACCGUGUCGCCGACGCCAAAGGGGACAGCGAGUCGGAGGAGGACGAGGACUUGGAAGUUCCAAUUCCUAGCAGAUUUAAUAGACGAGUAUCAGUCUGUGCUGAGACCUAUAACCCUGAUGAGGAAGAGGAAGAUACAGAUCCAAGGGUGAUUCAUCCUAAAACUGAUGAACAGAGAUGCAGACUUCAGGAAGCUUGCAAAGAUAUUCUCCUUUUCAAAAAUCUCGAUCAGGAACAACUUUCUCAAGUUCUUGAUGCCAUGUUUGAAAGGAUAGUCAAAGCUGACGAGCAUGUCAUUGACCAAGGAGAUGAUGGAGACAACUUUUAUGUCAUAGAACGGGGAACUUAUGACAUUUUAGUAACAAAAGAUAAUCAAACCCGCUCUGUUGGUCAAUAUGACAACCGUGGCAGUUUUGGAGAACUAGCUCUGAUGUACAACACCCCGAGAGCUGCUACCAUUGUUGCUACCUCAGAAGGCUCCCUCUGGGGACUGGACCGGGUGACUUUUAGAAGAAUCAUAGUGAAAAAUAAUGCAAAGAAGAGGAAGAUGUUUGAAUCAUUUAUUGAGUCUGUGCCCCUCCUUAAAUCACUAGAGGUGUCAGAACGAAUGAAGAUAGUGGAUGUAAUAGGAGAGAAGAUCUAUAAGGAUGGAGAACGCAUAAUCACUCAGGGUGAAAAGGCUGAUAGCUUUUACAUCAUAGAGUCUGGUGAAGUGAGCAUCUUGAUUAGAAGCAAGACUAAAUCAAACAAGGAUGGUGGGAACCAGGAGGUCGAGAUUGCCCGCUGCCAUAAGGGGCAGUACUUUGGAGAGCUUGCCCUGGUCACCAACAAACCCAGAGCUGCCUCAGCUUAUGCAGUUGGAGAUGUCAAAUGCUUAGUUAUGGAUGUACAAGCAUUUGAGAGGCUUCUGGGGCCCUGCAUGGACAUCAUGAAGAGGAACAUCUCACACUAUGAGGAACAGCUGGUGAAGAUGUUUGGCUCCAGCAUGGAUCUGGGCAACCUCGGGCAGUAGGUGUGCCAUACCCCAGAGCCUUCUUAGUGUGACACCAAAACCUUCCGGUCAGCCACAGAACACAUACAGAAAACAAACAUGACAGAACUGUUCCUGCUGUUGCCACCACUGCUGCCAUUGCUGUGGUUAUGGGCAUUUAGAAAACUUGAAAGUCAGCACUAAAGGAUGGGCAGAGGUUCAACCCACACCUCCACUUUGCUUCUGAAAGCCCAUUAUUAGACCACUUGUAAAGAUUACUCCAACCCAGUUUUUACAUCUUUGGUUCAAAACAGCAUGUCUCUCCAACAAUUUAAGUGCCUGAUACAAAGUCCAAAGUAUAAACAUGCUCCUUUCCUCUCUUGCUGCUACUCUUACUCUUUGGAAGUUACCACAGGGUCUGCAAAAACCUGUUGUGUAACUGUAGACACUCUCUGAUCGUUCUCAAAGGAGGAAAUGUAGCCUUCAGUCUCCUCAUUUGUCCCUUGAGAAAGUCCACAUUUGUUCACAGUCGCAGCCUGCGGUUUUACAGUGGGAAAUGGUGGUGGAUGGUGUGGACAUAUGUAGCCCAGUGGCAUUGUACUGUCUUUUUUUUUUUUUUUUUUUUUUUUUUGCGACGG
This is a messenger RNA of Chlorocebus sabaeus (green monkey), 2129 nucleotides long. It is a transcript of the gene PRKAR2A, whose product is annotated as protein kinase cAMP-dependent type II regulatory subunit alpha. Gene Ontology annotation, molecular function: cAMP binding; cAMP-dependent protein kinase inhibitor activity; protein kinase A catalytic subunit binding. Gene Ontology annotation, cellular component: cytosol; cAMP-dependent protein kinase complex. Lineage: Eukaryota; Metazoa; Chordata; Mammalia; Primates; Cercopithecidae. The record is from RefSeq and is a predicted model, not a curated record. Gene Ontology annotation, biological process: negative regulation of cAMP-dependent protein kinase activity.